Molecule: messenger RNA, 4996 nt
Organism: Betta splendens (Siamese fighting fish)
Lineage: Eukaryota; Metazoa; Chordata; Actinopteri; Anabantiformes; Osphronemidae
Gene: frmd6
Product: FERM domain containing 6
Exons: 14
Coding region: 652-2475 (607 amino acids)
Biological process (GO): positive regulation of hippo signaling
Cellular component (GO): cytoplasmic side of apical plasma membrane; cytoskeleton
Source: RefSeq, a predicted model, not a curated record
AGCUCGACUGAAUCCUUAGCCCUAGGGCUGCCUUUCCCUCACGUCAGAGCUCCGCCGUGAAUACAAACAAUGUCUGUGCGAAGCAGGCAGGAGGAAAGUGUGUGUGGAGCCGUGUGCAGGUGGCCAUAACGCAACCUGCCGUGAGCGUUGGAUGGAACCGGUCCUUGACGGUGCCGGUUCUCCCAGGAACCCUGGCUUCUGCUCAUACUCUGUCGGUCUCAGCUGGUUCAUGAAGCACUUUCUCCUGGAUUAUUGCCCGGGCUGGUUUUAGCCUUGUUGGUAGACGAUGUGUUGCAAUAGGGACUAUAUAUAUUGAGUCUCAGCGUAACUGAAGAAUGAGAGUGCCACAGGUACACAAGAAAGGAUGAGAUUACUGUUAUUACCAUAAAGGAGGGGAAUUCAAUCUCCUAGCAUCCUGCUGCAUCUUAUCUCCACUCUGUCUGAGUGGCAGACUGCCGCUCGCGUCCCCAUGCCCUGCCUUGUGAGUGCUGCUCGGCCCCGUGAGCCCAAAAGUUCUGCUGCGUCUGCGCUCAGGCUCCGGCUGAAGCAGGGAUAGAACAACGAGACCUGUGCCUGUGGUGGUGGAAGCAGGCCGUCCGAAGGGCCCAGAGGCCCGCUAGCAGGGGCCCGUCCUGUCCCGUCUACACGAAGAUGAACAGACUGAACUUCCAAAACAACAAAACCAUGCAGGACCGCCGCUCUGUCUGUGUCUUUCUGCCCAACGAUGACACUCUCAAUAUCAUAAUCAAUGUGAAGAGUUUGUGCCAGGAACUGUUAGUCCAGGUGUGCGACCUCCUCAGACUGAAGGACUGUCACCUGUUUGGACUCAGCGUUAUUCAGAAUAAUGAGCACAUCUAUAUGGAGCUGGAUCAAAAACUGUCCAAAUACUGCCCCAAAGAAUGGAAGCGGGAAGCCAGUAAGGGCAUUGAUCAGUUCGGCCCUCCAAUGAUCAUUCACUUCAGAGCUCAGUACUACGUUGAGAAUGGGAGGUUGAUCAGUGAUCGAACGGCCCGGUACUACUACUACUGGCACCUAAGGAAACAGGUGCUUCUCUCCCAGUGUAUCCAGAGGGAGGAGGCUUACUUCCUUCUAGCAGCCUUUGCCCUACAGGCCGACCUGGGCAACUUCAAACGGAACAAGCACCUUGGGAAGUACUUUGAGCCUGAAGCCUACUUCCCUCCAUGGGUGAUUGCCAAGCGCGGCCGCGACUACAUCCUGAGGCAUAUUCCUAACAUGCACAAGGACCAGUUUGCUCUCACAGCUUCAGAGGCGCACCUCAAAUACAUUAAAGAGUGUGCUCAGCUUGAUGAUGUCACUGUCCACUACUACAGACUCUACAAGGACAAGAAGGAAGUAGAGGCAUCUCUUACGCUGGGACUGACUUUACGUGGAAUCCAAAUAUUUCAGAACAUUGGCUCUGUAAGGCAACUGUUGUACGACUUCCCCUGGACCAACGUGGGGAAACUGGUGUUCGUGGGGAAGAAGUUUGAAAUCCUCCCUGACGGUCUGCCGUCGGCCCGAAAACUCAUCUACUACACAGGUUGUCCAAUGCGCUCUCGCCACCUGCUGCAGCUGCUCAGCAACAGCCACCGGCUCUACAUGAACCUGCAGCCGGUUCUCAAACAAGUUCGUCGGCUUGAGGAAAACGAAGAGAAGAAGCAGUACAGAGAGUCGUACAUCAGCGAUGCUCUGGAACUGGACAUAGAGCAUCUGGACAAGCACUCACGAGCCAGCGGCAGCAGCGCGGGCAGCGUUUCCCAUCACAAGCGCCUGUCCCGCCAGUCUACAACCAGCCACGGCAGCUCACACACCUCCGGUGUGGAAACGGACAGCUUCAGGGCAUUGGGUCAGACCCCACACAGGCCUCUACGGACCUGCAGCUCAUCUACAACCAGCCACGGGAGCUCACACACCUCCGGUAUCGAGAGCAGUGGCAAGGAGCGGAUAUUAGACGAUGAUGAGAUUGAGAUGCUGGUGGAUGACCCCAAAGAUUAUGAAGAGCUGCACGAGAUGGUUCUGGACCAGGAGCUGUGUAUCCACAUAACAGAGGACAUGUUGACCAUGUCUCCUGACCAGACAAAUGGAUACUCAGGACUGAUAGUGAAAGACGUCAGCUCCUCCACCUCCAGCUCCUCUGAGACUGUGGUCAAGAUGAUAGGACAGAGCAUCGAGUCUCUGCCACAGACGUCCGGAUGCAGAAAGGCCCAGUCUUCGACUGACCGGCACAGCCAGUCGCUGGACGACGUGCGGCUCCACCAGAAAGACUGCCUGCAGUGGGCGGAGCUGUGCCAGGACACCGCCCACAGCUACACGUUUGGCUGCGCUGAGGAGCUGAGCGACGGCGGCGGCUACCAGGGCCUGGCCGAGCAGCGGGCCAGCAUGAUCAGCGAGCAGCACCCCUUUCCCAUCAAGAGAACCAACAAGUACUUUUCCCUGGAUCUGACCAGCGAAGAGGUCCCGGAGUUUGUGGUGUGACAGAGCGACUCCAGGGUGACCUUUCAACUCCUCGGUGCUCAGGGAAUGUGGUGAAAUAGUGUUGGAGGGGCAGUUACACAGUAAAUGAACACGCGUUGCUGGAUGCUGGGUGAAGUUUACAACGAAUCCUGGGCUCAGGAGCAUACAAGCAAACGAGCAUCCUUCUUUACAAACGUUUUUAUUAAAAAGAGUCUCCUUCAAACUGUUUGUUAAAAUCCACAUUUUGUCUUGCUCUGCUUUACUGAGACAUAAUUAGACUGUGUGUACAAGCAGGUACAUGUACAGCGAGAAGACGCAUACGUGAGGAGCAUUUUGGAUUUUAUGUGGACAAAAAGGACGAAACCACGAGCUACGAACCAAAGACCAGAAGUGAAAGAGAAUGAAACCUCUGUGCAGCCAUGUUAGUAACAUUUUAUACUUGUGAUGGGAGUAGAUGGCUUUGUCUUCCUCUCUUCGUCAACACCACUUUGUUUUACCUCAGCAGGAAGUGCAGUGUGCCAGCUCUCGCUCUGACUGAACUCACCCGACGUGCCUUCACCACUCUAUGCACAUGUCCGACCCUCACCCUGACAAUCACACAUCCUCUGUUUAGUCCUUUGCUAAAAAAAUCCAAAGCGUUUAAAGCGCUUCGCUAAUUCCCAGGCUACAAAUUGCUACGGCCUCAGCAGAUCCACAUAGUUUCACAGACUCUUAAAUAACAAAAGAUUCAGAUUGAACACUGAUCCCUUUAGGAGGAAUGAGGUCGAGUGGGUCCCAGCGUGUCCUGACUUGCAGUGAAUGUGUAGCCACCAAUGUUUCUCUGUAAUCUAAACGUACAAUGGAGGCCGGGUUGGCCGUCAGCCAGGACAAGGCCAUGGAAAUGCCAACGUCUUCCUUUUGAUUCUUCAGACUGAGGAUUUUAAACUGGAUGUUGUUCAUAUCUCAUUGGCUCAAUAUACCUGAAAGCUCCACACGGAUUCUAUUUUUGUAUGAACUGUUCAGUCGAGCACGUGGGAAACGGUUACGUCUUUGUGCCAUGAUGUCAUUCAGUAUUACCGUCGAACAAACGUGACAGUAUUCAGAACGUGUGAUGUGUGACUCAGAACAAAAAAGAGCGGUGUCAUCCAUUUGAUCUGUAUGAGAUACAAGGGAACUGAGGCUGACACGAUGUGUUACAAACUGUUAUUACCAUUAUUACUCACACCCUUAUUUUAUUGACGUGAUUUAGGAGCGUGUUUGUCAUCACACAUUUUUUUAAAAAGAACAGUACAGAUUAAACUCGAGCUGCAGUUUUAAUCUAUAAGAUGUUCAUUUUUUAAGUUUAUUUCUGCAGUGUAACAUGUUUUUCUUGCACUUCUUUAAAAACAGGUGGAAAACAUUGCACACAUGCCUUUAUCAUAACCACUUAGGCUCUUAAGUUAAGAUGUGAGAUCAGUGGUUGAAAUAUGUCUUUGAACGUUGAGAUACCCGUUCAACGUGGGAUGUUAAAGGGACAGCUUGUCGUCACAGGAACCUUUCUUGCUGAGAGUUGAAUGAGAAGCUUGAUGCGUGUUAUACACUAUAUGUGAAGCACAAGUCAGCUUGACUUGUUGGUUUGAUCUUUUAACGCUAAGCUAAGCCAACUGGCUGUUUGCUGCUGCAUUUAUAUGUGUCAUACAGAAACAAGAACGACUUUUCAACAAUUUUCAUUUAACGCUCAUCCAACUUUUUCUACUGCUUAACGUCCAGUGUGAUGUACAGAUGUGAUGUGGGGAUGUUGAAAUGCCAGUUUGCAAGCGAAAACAACAAAUGUGUCAGUGGAGAUGUUCUGUCACGCAGGUGAGCUUAUCUGGAGGUUGAGUCAAGGCAACUGGAAUUUUGUCUUGGGUUGAAAUGUUUUACUCUUCAUCCAAGUAGUUUCAUCAUUCUGAUCUGACCCACCUCUCAAAUACAUGCCAUCAUCUGCAUAUGCAGCCAAAACAAUUUUUUUUAAUUUGUAAACAGCAUCAUCAGUUACAGCUAUUUACAGAAGUUUGUGUUAAUUAACCCUUUGUUUAUACCUUUACAGUCUAGUAAUAAAGCAUCUGACCCUUUUGUACAAAAUACAUUUAUAUAUUACAAAAUCAUACAUUUGAUACUGCUAUGAAAGUAAAACAGUUAUAUUGUAGUGUUUAAACGUAUAAUUAUUUCUAUUCAUUAAUGAAAAAACCUCUCAAGUCAUAUUUUGAUGGUUAAUAUAAGACGUUUCUUAUCUUACAACAAUGUUUUAAGGUACAUAGCCAUACAGUCGUAACCAUGUCCUUCAAGUCUUCAUAACGAUAUAUCUUCUGUUGCUGACUUCAUAAUGUGGUCGUACUUACACUCUGUAAGGCUCUGUAUGUCUGUGUCCGUAAUCCUUUCUGUGAAAGGACCUCCCUUCUGGAAAAAAUGAAAGAUUUUUCCUAAUCAUAUGUUUUUGUCGCCCAGUAGUAAAAGAAAAUAAUUUGUUUUUAUGAAGUCUAGUUUGUGCCUUUUGGUACUAAUGCCCACGCUAUUCAAUAAAAAGGUACAUUUAACUGCCAAA